AUGCUGCACAAUCAGAAUAAAGAAACCAAGACUUCAAAUACUAAUUUAAACAUAUACAACCAAGAAGUAAAGUUCUCUAAUACCAAAAUUGAUGAUCAUAAGAACAAAUUGAAGGUUUCAAAUUACAAGUUAGAUGUACUUGAGAAUGUUUUUGCAAAUUCAACUGGUGAAUUAAAUGCGCAAAUAAAGAAUUUAAAGGCUUCUAAACUGAAAGAAAUUACGACUUCAAAUAUUAACUUAAAUGUAUGCAACUGUGAAUUAGAAGCUUUAAAUAAUGAAUUAACUGCACAAACUAAAGAUCUGAAACCUUCAAAUGCCAAGUCAACUGCUCAAAUCAAAAAACCCAAGGUUGGAAAUACCCAGUUAACUGCACUUGAGAAGGUGUUUUCAGAUUCAAUUGUUGAAUUAAAUGCACAAAAGAAGAAGUUAAAGGCUUCCAAUGCUGAAUUAGCAGCCCAGAUGAAGACAUCUAAUUCUAAUUUCGUGAAAAAAAUCAAAAAUUUAGAACAACCCAAGUAUGAAUGUGAGAUUACAGAACCUAACUUAAAGAGUUCGAUUUAG
Diversispora eburnea is the source of this 561-nucleotide messenger RNA. The record is from the annotation of a GenBank genome assembly. Lineage: Eukaryota; Fungi; Glomeromycota; Glomeromycetes; Diversisporales; Diversisporaceae.